Cuscuta campestris is the source of this 481-nucleotide messenger RNA. The record is from the annotation of a GenBank genome assembly. Lineage: Eukaryota; Viridiplantae; Streptophyta; Magnoliopsida; Solanales; Convolvulaceae.
CGGACAUGGAAGUGCGUCCUAUGAUACAAUGCUUAAGAGACCUUUACCACGGUCAACCCCAAAACUCAGGUAUUUACGUUAUCGAAGUCAAUAUGUCUGAUAUCACCUCUUGGGUGAUGGAUACUGGAUGUGGUUCUCACAUCUGUACUUCUAUGCAGAACUUGCAUGAAUGUAGACAAUUGACGGAGGGAGAGAUACAACUAAAAGUCGGUAAUGGCGCACUCGUCUAUGCAUUGGCCGUCGGAACCUAUAGUUUAUCUCUACCUCGUGGUCUAAUAUUGCGUUUGAAUAAUUGUCUGUUUGUACCUAGCAUGAGCAGAAACAUCAUUUCUGUAUCCUGCCUUGACAAAGCAGGAUUUUCAUUCGUUGUAAAAGACAAAACUCUUUGUCUUUAGAAAUGAUAUAUUUUAUGCAAGUGCAAAAAUGACCAAUGGUCUCUAUGUCCUUGACAUGGAUACCACAAUAUAUAACGUAGAUGUUA